UUGUCAAGAAGACUUUGCCCUAAAGAUUGCAAGCAUUGUACUAAGCAAGAGGGUAAAGAAGUGGUAUCUGCGAGGAUAUUCAAAACAGACCAGCUCAGCAAUGAAUGGAAGGACAGCCUACAACAUGCACAGCAGGAAGAUUCGGACAUUAAACCGAUUCUAGAAUGGAUGAAGGCCAGUGCUCCUAAACCCAAGUGGAGCGACGUCUCAGCAAUGAGUUCGACCACGAAAAGCUAUUGGGCCCAAUGGGACAGCUUGCUGAUUCAAGAUGGAGUCCUGUGCCGUAAAUGGGAAGAUGGUCGGGGAGACAGGUGUCAUUUGCAAAUGGUUGUCCCUAAGGCUAAAGUGCCGGAUGUUCUACAGCUGUAUCAUAGUGGUUGUUCAGGAGGCCACCUGGGAGUUAAACGAACUCUCCUGAAGAUCCGAGAAUGGUUUUACUGGGUCCACUGUCGUAACGAUGUCGAGGACUGGUGCCGCAAAUGUACAAGUUGUGCGGUUGUAAAGGGACCUCAAACUCGUAGUAGAAGGGCAUUGGAAUUGUACAAUGUUGGUGCACUAUGGAAGAGAAUAGCCAUUGACUGGCCAGAAGUCUUCGCCAUUCCAAAUCAAGAAGCUUCAACAGUUGCAGAUAAACUAGUUCAUGAAGCCUUCUGUCAUUUCGGAGUUAGUCUUCUACCUUUAGAGAUUCACAGCGAUCAAGGAAGGAAUUUUGAGUCUCAAAUAUUCCAGGAAACUUGCCGAGUUAUGGGUACUCAGAAAACACGAACAACUUCUUACCACCCACAACCUGAUGGAAUGGUAGAAAGAUUUAAUCAGACAUUGGAGAGGUACCUAGCAAAAGUUGUGGAAAAAAGGCAACGAGACUGGGACAGGCACAUACAACCGUUUUUGUUGUCAUAUCGAAGCGCUGUUCACGAAAGUACAUCAGUGACGCCAGCUUUCGCAAACUUUGGGAGAGAAUUACGGCUGCCUGCAGACCUGAUCACCGGAAUACCACCUGAUGCCCCACGCAGUAUAACCAAUUAUGCAAAUGAUUUGCGGAACAAAAUGAAUGACAUUUAUGAGCACGUCAGACAGUUGGGCCAGCAAACGUCUGAGAAGAUGAAAACACGGUAUGACCGCAAAAUGAACAACAAAGGGUUUGACGAAGAUUCACUAGUGUGGUUACACAAUCCAGCUCGCAGCAAAGGGAAAUCUCCUAAGCUUCAAGCUAAAUGGGACGGACCGUACCGGAUUGUGACAAGGAUCAAUGACGUAACCUACCGGAUACAGAAAGGUGCCAGAGGUACUCCUAAGAUCGUCCUGAGAAAAGAUGUGGAUCGACUGGCGCGUUAUUAUGGGACCAAUAAUGCUCGGGACGAGCAUGUCUUAGGAGGGGCAGUGUUGCGCGCCACUAUUAAUGUCUUGUACAUGGCAACACUAGUUACACUAGUGCCCUCUAGUGUCGAGUAG
Messenger RNA from Parnassius mnemosyne (clouded apollo), 1452 nucleotides. Lineage: Eukaryota; Metazoa; Arthropoda; Insecta; Lepidoptera; Papilionidae. The record is from the annotation of a GenBank genome assembly.